AUGCGAAGAUGGGCGAUACUUUCAGCAGGUCUGAGGUACCCGUCCUUGGUCUCGACGGCCCAUGGCAACUUGUUUGGGCAUGGCAAUAGCAAACUGGGGCUCCGAUGGCUCUCAUAUCACAGUGACCCCAGCCCCUCCACCUCCCGCUCGUCCCGCUCGCUUUAUCAACCCAGAGUCACUCGGAACCGAUGCUACCGUUUUCACCGUUCGCGAAUCAUGAAAUGGGAGCCCAGACGAGCCUUCUCUGGCUCACCGCGUGCGCAAAUCAUCAUAAUCGACGACGAAGAGGAGGUAGAAGCACCUUCCCCACCCCAAAUUCACCAACCAAGUCUGAAUAGACCCCGGGCUGCACUUCGAAAUAUGAACGACUUGAUCCGGACACGUGAACUCAGAGCAAAACAACGAGCCAGUCAACCUCUUGACCGCAAAAAGAUCCAUGAGAUUGAAAAGAAGGCUCGUGUGCUGAACGAUGUCUACCCAUUGGGUGAUGAGUUUCUACAACUGAAGUACGCUCACGUUGAGCAUUGCCUCUCUCAAUCUGCCAAGGCUAUCGCAGAGACGCGACUCCAGUACUACACCCUCCUUUCCUCAUACGUUUCAUAUUUGGAAGAUCGCCUGGGGCAGAUGCAACAGCGCUGUCGGUAUCUGGAGCACGAGUAUUGCAAGAUCGCGUUCCGACAGAUUGGACAUCUGAAGCAAGAACUGUCCAUUUCGGAUAGAGAUAUCCUUAAAUUGAAGAUCGAAGUAUUUUCCCAAUCUUUACACAUCUCGGAGCAACUCAUCAAGAAUCUGCGUGCCCAUCUCGACAAGGAGUAUUUGCAAGCUCGGAACUCUGCCAGGACGCGAAUCGAUCAGAUCCUUGCCCAUGCAGAGAUCGUAGCCAAUCAAUACAGUGAAUUACAGACCAAGUCUACAACCGUGUCUAAUGGGCUUGGCACGAUUAUGGCGCUCUUGCAAACACUUGUGUCUCUGGAUUCGCGGAAAGAGUCCCCUUACAAACCCUUUCUAGAUGCGACCGAUUCAAUUGCCAAUAUUUUUUCUAGAGUGUCACACCUGCACCGUUGGAGAUGGCGCCUGUCGAGAAGACAUGAGAAUCCGCUCGGUGGGGCAUUUUUGCUCGAAUUUUCAAACCGUGUUGGGUCUGACACACCAUCAUCAGGAGCAAUGUUGCCAUCCAAGGCCCUAUCAGCCCUCAUGUUUGAUGAUAGAGCUCACCGGGAGACCAGAGCCCUCAUGGAAAAGGGAGGGCGCCGGGUUGCUGAUCUCCUACGCAGACCAUAUUUGCAGAAGUGGAAAGGGCCGAAGCCAAGCCAGUCCACUGAAAUCAACCGGUACUGGCGACAGCUCGACAUGCUUGCGCCCUUUGAUAUACAAAGAAUGUACCACGCACGACUCUCGAAAGAUCUUAUGUAUUUGACGUCGACAUUCCACGGAGCGUUCGGACCCAUGUGGGAAAGUCUUGACGAUCCAACUCGUAAAGCUCAUCAGACUCGAUUGAACGACUGGCAUAAGAUCUACAAAAAACAGCAAAAAGACUUCCUAACAGAACUAGAAUUGUACAGGUACAUCGACUGGUAUCGACUCGGAGUUGAGGAAAGGUUGGCGAAGCUGGGUGUGCCGAAUCUGAUUCAAGCUCAAGGGCUGUUCGUCCCGAGCGAGCCUUUGAGCCAAGAUAUCCGGCGCUUUCACCGGUGGAUUGACAAGAUGGCAGAUCUCAGUUUCCAGGGUUGGGUAUCAGAGACUGCCUUCCGAUUACUCAAAGAGCCCAAGGGCCCGGAGAAAUGGUUACAAUUGACGAAGAAGUUCCAUGAACACACAGCCGGAAGAAAAUCUCAGAUCCUGGAUUUGGGCACAGUGAGGGUCCGUCGGAGGGGUGUCUCGCAGAAGAGAGCCAAACUUUCACGCCUUUCGAAAUCCAAGAAGAAUGUGCGACACAAACCUGCACGGAGAGUGCGCUCCAAGCCUGCUGCUGGUCGGCCGUCCACGAAAGAGAUCCCCAAACUUCGCGAGAAGCCCAAAAGCGAGCGCCCUUCCAAGUCUUUGAGCGCGAAAUCGGAUGAGAAGAAUACUCAAGCUCCACAGCCUAAACCGCAAAAGAACGCCAGUUCUUGGAAACGAAGGGCCGCUCGGAGCAGGCUAGGACCCACUGCCGUUUGGGAUUUUCUGGGUCCAGCAAAAGAGUUUCAACCCAAGCCAGCGCCCGUGGAUGCAAAGACUCGAUUUCGACAGGCAAUGUCGAUGAAGAGUGAAUUCGAAUCUCAUCGCACACCUGACAAGCCCAAGACGACGAAGAGUGAGGCAACACGACCGCCAACAAUAAAGUCUGUUUUUGCACCGGGUUGGAAGGAUAAGCUUAUGAAAAUUGAGCGGCCUCGGGAGUCAGCGAACGUCAAGCGUGAUACGUCGGCAAAAAGCGUGCCUCCUCUAGGAGGGAAACAACUCAAGAGCACGAAGCGCAACUUUUGGGAUCCAAAUCCUGUUGCUAGUCCUAGUAGUAUUUUCCAAAGGCCUAAGGGAAGACCCUACAGCACUGGCUCGAUCGUGUCCAGCAACCAUACUCUUGAUUGCAAUCACGACACUUUGCCCGGGACGACGCCGCGUUAUGCUGUCCGGCCUACGGACACGGAUGUCGAGCUCCCCAUCUCAGCCGAAGACGCAUACCAUCUCGAGGUAGACUCUACCUCAAGUGAGGAAGCCCCACUGUUCUGGAGUCACAGCGACCAGCAAUCUCCCAGUGGCGAAAGACCAAUAGUGCACUACUGUAAAUCCCUGGAGAGCACCGAAACAGUCGCACGGCAUUUUCUCAAUAGCAAAGUUGUCGGAUUUGACAUGGAGUGGAAAGCCCAGGCGUCUGCCUUGGACAGCAUCCAGAAUAAUCUGUCUUUGAUUCAGAUUGCAAACGAAGAGCGCAUUGCCCUCUUCCAGAUCGCUAUGUUCAAGCCUGCUCGUUCGCUAGAGGACUUUGUCGCACCCUCUCUCAAACGCAUUAUCGAGUCUCCAGAUAUCACCAAAGUAGGCGUCUCUAUCAAAGCGGAUUCGACCCGGCUACGCAAGUACCUCGGCGUCGAGGCCAAAUCUAUCUUCGAGCUGAGCCAUCUGUACAAACUGGUGAAAUAUGGACAGACACAGCCGAAACUUGUCAACAAGAGGACUGUGAACCUGAGUGAGCAAGUCGAGGAGCAUUUGGGCUUACCGCUUGAGAAGAGCGAGGAUGUACGGUGUGGUGAUUGGGCGCGAUCGUUGAACUACCGCCAGGUCCAAUAUGCCGCCACGGAUCCAUAUGCCUGCGUCUGUCUGUUCAACGUCAUGGAGCAGAAGAGGCAAGCCAUGAACCCUGUCCCACCUCGGCCCGCACACGCGGAACUCAACUUGCCGAUUAUCUGUCCGACUGGAGAAGCUGUGAAUGUUGAGGAUAGGGAUGUUGGCCCUGGUUUAGUCGAUGGCGCUGUGAUUGACCGCUCAUGA
This is a messenger RNA of Penicillium subrubescens, 3465 nucleotides long. RefSeq names its product 3'-5' exonuclease. The record is from RefSeq and is a predicted model, not a curated record. The coding region runs from base 1 to 3465 and encodes 1154 amino acids. Gene Ontology annotation, biological process: nucleobase-containing compound metabolic process. The transcript is spliced from 3 exons. Gene Ontology annotation, cellular component: nucleus; cytoplasm. NCBI's taxonomy places the organism in Eukaryota, Fungi, Ascomycota, Eurotiomycetes, Eurotiales, Aspergillaceae. Gene Ontology annotation, molecular function: 3'-5' exonuclease activity; nucleic acid binding.